This is a messenger RNA of Ambispora leptoticha, 1057 nucleotides long. Lineage: Eukaryota; Fungi; Glomeromycota; Glomeromycetes; Archaeosporales; Ambisporaceae. The record is from the annotation of a GenBank genome assembly.
AUGGAGAUACCGGAAGAAUUCGACAAGGAGCAAGCUCGAAAACUAAGAAUGCAAGCAAGUCAAUACAUCGUUCGAGGAGGAGUAUUGUAUCGAAAAAACAAACAAGUGCCCAACCAACCUUUAAGAGUCCUACAACGAAGCCAAGUCCCCUUGAUAUUACAAGCCAUGCACGAUGAUCCUGUGGCAGGACAUUUGGGAACCUACCCUGUGGACCUGAAUGAUGAGGAGCGAUAUGAAUCUUUGGUUCUGGCCCGAACAAUGAAAUUGAUAGACGAGCUAUUUGAGGCGCGAGUUCGAGCUCGAGAGAACAUACGCAAAUCGCAGGAAAGGCAAAAACAAUACCAUGAUCAACAGCACCCGCUACCAAGCUUCGAAAUCGGAGAUAAGGUCUUGAGGUACCGUGCUAAGCUGGGGCAGCAAUUAGGUGGUAAGCUGAAGGAAAAAUGGAUGGGACCCUAUUGGAUACAUGACGUAAUGGGAAAUGGCACUUAUAAACUGCGAACGAUGGGCCCUCGUGGAAAGGUGACGAAAGAGCACGUGCACGGGAAAACCACGGAAAAAGAAAUGGAGCAACGUCUAGAAACAUUGAGAAGAACGAUCCAGCAACUUGUCGACCGAAUGAACCCGGAGGAAGAAUUGGAGAUAAAAGGGACACGAGUAACGCUUCGCAACCAAGACCAAGAAAUAGGAGAGACGUUUGGAAGGACUACGAAGAAGAGCAAAGCCCAGCAAAUCCACGACGAUAUGCACCUGUACCUUCGAGACCUGGACCGCCCUGUGGGGUUUGGCCCCGUAUUACCUGUUGAAGUUGCUGGUGCAACCUGGAAUGAGAAACUAAUUCAGGCGUGCGAUGAUGUUGAAAACUUGAACCCUCGGGCCCAGUUUAAUGCCCAUGUUCUGGAAACGUACUAUAAAGUUGGCAGCCUAUUGUUUGAGUUUGGCUGGGGCGACGAAGCAAGGAAAAGGUUGGCUCAGCAACUCCCGGGUUCAAAGGGAAGCCUCGUCUGGAAGAUUGCCAAACGCACGUACUUGUUGUUCAGUACCCGUGGGGAAUAUA